Molecule: messenger RNA, 378 nt
Organism: Echinostoma caproni
Lineage: Eukaryota; Metazoa; Platyhelminthes; Trematoda; Plagiorchiida; Echinostomatidae
Source: the annotation of a GenBank genome assembly
AUGAAAACCGUACCACUCCGAUCAUUUCAAGAAUUUCUAGGCAGCUCGGCUCGUUUCGGUGUGCCAACUGAUGCCAGCUGGCGCAACCGUUUGUUGGCUAAUCUGGUCUAUUAUCAGUCUAACUACUUUCUGAUAAUAAUUCACAGCUUUCGGAAUCCCACCUCCCUAGUGGUAGGACUUGGAAUCACCUGUAUCCCACUGGUGUUGUUCAUGCUCGCCGAUAUUUCUCCUCAAACAGUGCGAAAUCCAAAGGUCGCUUUACCCGUGAUCAUUGCAUUAUCAUUAUUGUUGCUCUAUUCAAUUAAUCAUUUAAUUUUCUUUCUUGUUGCUAUCCUCAUCCCAUGCCUCGGUAAGUUUGCAAGUUUCUCGGCCUACUAA